CAUGCAGAAGCUAGAUGGUUGUAUUUUGAUCGCACAUUUGGGGAGCAUCGAGAAGUACCUCAGGAGAGUUAGAGCCCUUGGCAGAUCUGGGCAGAGCGUCAUGGGUGAUAUCUCUCCGGAACUCGCACAUGCCCUCUGUGGUUAUCCCUCGCCAUCUUUACUGCCUCGCCUUGAAAAACUAUUCUGGUAGGAUGGUACCUUGGAGACUACCCACCUCCUUCGCAAGCUUCUCAGCCCGCCCUAAUCGAGCUUCAUCUACACGCAAAGGGUAACUUCUUCAUGCUUUCAGUUUUGUCGAACCUGGGAGCUACAUGUCUCCUUAUGAAAUACUUCUCCACUACGGACUUGGAUUCAGCCGCAUCCGUCCCGGUUUCAACAGCAGUUGUAUGUGGCUGGCGCCAGCUCAAGUCCCUCAGUACAGAAGCUGUCGGUGGAUCUACCUUGCUCCACCUGUCCACUCUUCCAUACCCCUUGGAAUUCUCAUUUCUAUCAUCGAAUAAGGACUCCUUCAACUACAGCCCGACCACAUUUUCAACACUUCUUCGGCAUCUCACAAUCCGCGCGGAGAGUUCUGAGCUAUGCCUGCCUUUCCUUGAAGUAACGUGGAUGUCCGCGAGAAAUGUAUACAUCGCUCUCGGCAACGUCCCGCGAUCUUCCAGUAAUGAAGCAUUACUUUUACUUCUCGCCUCCCAUGUAACAGCGCAACAAGUGCAGGCUUUCUCGCUCGACAUGUCUUGUAAUUCACUGCUUACAAUCACUGAAAUCGUGCUGCUGUCUUCAUUCUGUCAGCUAAAUCUGACAACCUUUACCACCAUCAACUUGAAUGACCGCGACCUUGUUACAGCCGUAAAAUCAUGGCCCAACCUCAUAAAACUACGGCUGGGCGACGACGGCCCGUGGUCGAUACUAGGUCCUCAAAUUACACUGGACGGACUUGUCAGUCUGCUCUUGCAUUGCCCAGACUUAUGCACUCUCGGCAUUGUCAUGGACACAUCCUCAUACAACGCUUUGACCCCUGAGUUACCAGGGGGCGGGGUAACCAACACUAAGAUCACGACGCUCUCUGUCGGGGCAUCACUGAUUGAGAACCCAUUGGCUGUCGCCACCUUCCCCUCUUCCAUCUUACCAAACUUGGAGAAAAUUCUGUACAAGGUCGACACCUCUACGUCACAUCAAAGAGACGAAGUGGGCGAAAGCUGCAACGUAUCUGCAAGAUGUGCGAAUUAUCAGGGAACAGGAAAGGGCUAAACUGGGGAUUACUAGGU
Messenger RNA from Suillus paluster, 1265 nucleotides. RefSeq lists its product as uncharacterized. NCBI's taxonomy places the organism in Eukaryota, Fungi, Basidiomycota, Agaricomycetes, Boletales, Suillaceae. The record is from RefSeq and is a predicted model, not a curated record. Bases 280 to 1248 code for a protein of 322 amino acids. The transcript has a single exon.